AAACUAUGUAACCGGCCAUUGUGCUGCCUCUAUACCCAAUAUAAAGCACCUCAUCUGUCAUUCUUCAGCUCCUUCAAUGGGUACCCUCAUGUCCUCCUGGGAGACCCUCCCUCCUCUAUCCGACUUCAUCCUCCCCACGCCAGAAACCUACACCAUCCUGAUCAACAUCUUCCAAUACUUCCCUACCAUCUCCCUAAUCCAAUGGCUCACCUCCUUCCACCCAGCAGGCAAAACCUCCCUGCGAACCUCCCGCCUAAACCUGCCGGGACGCUGGGCCUGGUUCGCCAUGGAGAUCAUCGGCCCGGUGAACCUCAUGUACAUCCUAUGGGCUGGCUCCUCAUCCCCUUAUCUCCCCCUCCCCCUCCCCCUCCAAAAUAAGCUGCUCGCAUCCCUCUACGUCCUCCAUUAUAUCAACCGCGCGAUCAUCUCCCCGCUGUUCAGCGCACCGAGCAUGUCGCCCAUUCAUUUGUCGAUUGUUGUUUCGGCGAUGGUCUUCAAUUGGUUGAAUUCGGUGUGUUUGGGGGGGUGGCUGUUGGGGUUUCAUGUUUUGAUUUCUCAGGGUCAGGAUCAGGGUCAGGAUCAGGGUGCGGCUGCUCCGACUAAAAUCCCAACAAGCCCCGGCUAUUAUAGCGCUGUUGUCCCGCCGAUUGGUCUCGUCCUCUUCUUUGCGGGCAUGGCGUGUAAUAUCUACUCCGAAAGGAUCUUAUUUCGGUUGAGGAGGGAGGAAGGGGAGAGGCGUGAGAAGAGGGAGAAGGGAUUCGACUCGGGUUCUGAUUCAAUCACCGCGAGUGUCGAUUUUAAUACUAAUGCUGAUGCUAAUACUAACACUAAUGUUAAUACCAAUACCAAGAGACCCCCCAACAAAUACUCAAAAAUAUACAUCAUCCCCCCCGCCACCGGCCCCUUCUACUCCAUCCUAUACCCGCACUACGUCGCCGAAUGGAUCGAAUGGACCGGCUUCGCUCUCCUCGGCACGGCUGUCAUCCCAACCGCAUUCACCUCUGCUUCCUCCGCUAUUCUAUCCCCCUCCUCCUUCUCCUCCUCCGCAGGACCAGGACCAGGACCAGGAGCAAGCGCCCCCCUCUCCCCCAUAACAGUAACCCUCACCACUGCCUCCACCAUCUCCUCCCUCCCACUGCAUCUCGCUCCGUGGCUCCUCCCCGCCGCGCGUCUCGCCCGCCGUCUCAAUCUCCCGCUGCCGCUCCCCGCGCUGGUGUUUCUGGUGAAUGCCGUCACAAAUAUGCUCCCGCAUGCCAGGUGGGGGCGGAAGUGGUAUGUGCGGAGGUUUGGGGAGGAGAGGGUCGGGCGGAGGGGGGCCGUGGUGCCGUUUUGGGGGGGGUGUUAG
Molecule: messenger RNA, 1345 nt
Organism: Aspergillus heteromorphus CBS 117.55
Lineage: Eukaryota; Fungi; Ascomycota; Eurotiomycetes; Eurotiales; Aspergillaceae
Product: 3-oxo-5-alpha-steroid 4-dehydrogenase family protein
Exons: 2
Coding region: 77-1345 (422 amino acids)
Biological process (GO): lipid metabolic process
Molecular function (GO): oxidoreductase activity, acting on the CH-CH group of donors
Source: RefSeq, a predicted model, not a curated record